UUGUUCAAAAAGGCAAAAAAUGGCUAUCCGCCUGCCUCGUAUUACUCAUGCCAAGUUACUUCGUCAAUGGUCUUCAUUGGCUGGAAACCAUAUUCCUAAGGGAUGCUUUGCAGUUUAUGUUGGAGAAAGUGAAAAGAAGAGAUUUGUUGUUCCAAUAUCAUUCUUAAACCACCCAUCAUUUCAACAAUUGCUGAACCAAGCUGAGGAAGAAUUUGGGUUUGAUCAUCCAACGGGUGCCCUUACGAUCCCCUGCAGUGAGGAAUUCUUCGUUGAUCUCACCUCUCAGUUGAGUUGACCAUGAGAGUUGAGAGUAGCAUAUGUUUGUAGAACACAGUUUUGUAAGGAAGAAUGGUGUAUAUUUCAAAGAGGAUCUUCGGGAGGGAAAUAAUAUAUCCCCAGGAGGAAAUACUACUUGUAAAAAAAGAUGUAACUCAUGACAUUCUUUUACACAUUAAUUUCUAAUAAUUUAC
This is a messenger RNA of Sesamum indicum (sesame), 470 nucleotides long. Its product is annotated as auxin-responsive protein SAUR24. Gene Ontology annotation, biological process: response to auxin. NCBI's taxonomy places the organism in Eukaryota, Viridiplantae, Streptophyta, Magnoliopsida, Lamiales, Pedaliaceae. The record is from RefSeq and is a predicted model, not a curated record.